Messenger RNA from Paraglomus brasilianum, 1419 nucleotides. The record is from the annotation of a GenBank genome assembly. NCBI's taxonomy places the organism in Eukaryota, Fungi, Glomeromycota, Glomeromycetes, Paraglomerales, Paraglomeraceae.
AUGGCCUCCGAAAUAGAUAGUAGUGAAAAAGUGACAGAUUAUCUGCGUGACAGUGAUGUAAAAAGACGAAAGGAAAAGAAAGCUAGAUUGAUAAUCGUAUUCACGAUAGCUUUCCUUACAUUAUUAUUUGCUGCAUGGAACAUAUGGCGCAUGGUUAUUGCUGUUCAAGAGCCGGUAGUAACAAUCAAAGAUGUAACCCGUUCUGAAAUACCGGUUCCGGGUGUGGUCUUUUGCGGGACAUCGCUGGAUAUGCCUAUAAACUGUUUCAAGGCAGCAAUGAAUCAGGCAGAUGAUAAUUACGCCGCGGCACCUCCAUGUGACGAAUACAUACGCAGCCCCACUGAUGCAUCGAGUUAUGUCAAUUUACAAGGAUUCGUCAAUCUCACAAACUACUAUUGCUAUGAAUUCAAUCCCUCGGUUCCGGCCAGUGGCGAUGGUCCGCCAUUACGUUAUAAUAGCACAAUUCAAAAAAUUAUCCUUUCGCUUUGGUCGAAAACCAAGGCGAAUAAUACGUUGGGUGCCAUCACAAAUGAUGCUUGGUAUUUGUAUGCUGUCUUCUCAGAAGUUGAAGAUCCAAGGGAUGCAAUGUUUCAGAUUGUCAAAUUCCCCGCAAUAACCUACGUCUACUUUAAAAGACUGGAAAAAUACGACUCUACCAAGUCAGAUGCCAUAACUGGCGGUCGCUCGAGCGCUCAUCAAAACAACGGAGCACAUGUUGAGCUUGAUACUACUCUGUCAACCUUUGAUAUUGAAGGAUUUGGUAUCAGUGCAAAUUUGUGGGGAAUAUUCAGAAUCAUACCAGAACGCUACAACUUUGAUGCAGCGGCAUUGUCGUAUACGUAUCCAGUAGAGAUUUGGAAUAACAGAGUUGAGUUUACGCUGUUACAGAUGGCAGCAAAUAUGGGAGGUUUCGUUAGUAUUUUGACAGCUCUGUACUUGUUGCUAUUUGGAACGAGGAGGACUGUUCCGUGGGGAGUUGUACAGAAAUACGUUCUCAAAAACAUCCCACCGCCGCCCCCCGUCUACACCCCGGCGACGCUUCCACCAUAUGCAGACAGCCGCUUUCAUGCUUCUGAUCAGGCAGAAGCAAAUCGGAUGAAUAAUCUUGAAUCUACGACAAAUCAUCCCGAAGUGACACCUUAUCCAGACGACGCUUAUCCCACUACUGCUUCUCCUCCGGCACCAUUCCCAUACUAUGGUCUCGAUCCUGCUGAUAGGUUACUAACUGCAGAGAGACAUAAUAACGAGGCAGCUGACGAUCAAGAGGCGGCAAAUUUCUAUGAAUUGAAUGAUCCUGUGAUGUUGCGAUUACGUCAGGAAUUAAGAAUGGAGGUUCAGAGCACUAUUGCAAACGAAUUGGCCAAGAUGAGAGCUUAUCUGAACAAGUACUAUUUUCAGGGCGAGUUCAAAUCAGAAUGA